This is a messenger RNA of Anthostomella pinea, 2163 nucleotides long. NCBI's taxonomy places the organism in Eukaryota, Fungi, Ascomycota, Sordariomycetes, Xylariales, Xylariaceae. The record is from the annotation of a GenBank genome assembly.
AUGGAGGCUCUCAAACAGACUUUCAAGCGCUGCAAGGCCGAGAAACGGGCUGCCUUGGUGACCUAUGUCACUGCUGGCUACCCUAAGCCCGAGUUCAUGCCAGAUAUCAUGAUGGGAAUGCAGAACGGUGGCGCUGAUGUCAUCGAGCUUGGAAUCCCCUUCACAGACCCCAUCGCAGACGGCCCGACAAUCCAGACUGCGAACACAGUCGCGCUCGGCCAUGGCGUUACCAUCAAGUCCACACUACAAAUGGUCAAAGACGCACGAUCGAAAGGUCUGAACGUACCGGUCCUGUUGAUGGGAUACUAUAACCCCCUGCUCAGCUAUGGUGAGGAGGCCCUGCUACGGGAUUGCAAGGAUGCCGGCGUCAACGGCUUCAUUGUCUGCGACCUACCCCCCGAGGAGGCCGUGUCGUUCCGAAAACUCUGCAGCAAGGGCGCAUUAUCCUACGUGCCCCUUAUCGCCCCCGCCACAUCAGAGAAGCGCAUGAAGCUCCUGUGUGCCCUCGCCGACUCCUUCAUAUAUGUCGUUUCGCGGCAGGGCGUGACGGGUGCCCAGGGGACUAUGAACGCCAACCUACCAAGCCUGCUCGAGCGAGUCAAGAAGUACAGCGGCAAUAAACCAGCCGCUGUCGGUUUUGGUGUGUCCACGCGCGAACACUUCCAGUCCGUUGCCUCCAUCGCCGACGGUGUGGUUAUUGGUUCGCAGAUCAUCACCACACUGCAGAAGGCCGAAGAGGGCAAGCUCCCUCAGACGGUUCAAGAGUAUUGCGCCUACGUGUGCGGACGAUCAGGUGCUCCCGAGACCACGAGGGAAGUCGGCGUCGUUGAAGCGAUUAAUGGUGCCAAAGAGCCCAGCGGCGAGGACGUUACGGUGAACGGAGUCAUCACCGAAAACGACGAAAUCGUUGUCGAACACGACGAUGCCUCGCUGGUUGCCCAACUCGCUGCCAUGCACGGCAAGAUUCCCGAGCGAUUCGGCGAGUUUGGCGGACAAUACGUACCCGAAGCGCUCAUGGAUUGUCUGUCGGAGCUGGAGGAGGGGUUCAACACGAUGAACGAAGACCCCAAGUUCUGGGAGGAGUACAGGACACACUACCCCUGGAUGGGGCGACCCGGGCAGCUGCAUAUGGCUGAGCGUCUGACCGAGUACGCCGGUGGUGCCAACAUCUGGUUGAAGAGAGAAGAUCUGAACCACACUGGUUCUCACAAGAUCAACAAUGCGCUGGGACAACUCUUGCUGGCCAAGAGACUGGGUAAGAAGAAGAUCAUUGCCGAGACGGGCGCUGGACAACACGGUGUAGCUACCGCCACUGUCUGCGCCAAGUUUGGCAUGGAAUGCACAGUCUUCAUGGGUGCUGAAGAUGUCCGCCGUCAGGCGCUGAACGUGUUCCGAAUGCGCCUCUUGGGCGCCAAGGUUAUUGCAGUGGAAGCUGGCAGCAAGACGCUGCGUGAUGCCGUCAACGAGGCGCUCCGCUACUGGGUCGUCCAUCUUGAAGACACACAUUACAUCAUUGGUUCUGCUAUUGGUCCGCACCCGUUCCCUACCAUCGUCAGAACCUUCCAGUCCGUUAUUGGAACCGAGACGAAGGCUCAGAUGCUGGAGAAGCGAGGCAAGCUACCCGAUGCGGUCGUAGCCUGUGUCGGUGGUGGUAGCAAUGCCGUAGGCAUGUUCUACCCCUUCGCCAAUGACCCCAGCGUGAAGAUGUUGGGUGUGGAGGCGGGUGGUGACGGCAUCAACACCCUUCGCCAUUCGGCCACGUUGGCUGCUGGUACCAAGGGCGUACUGCACGGUGUACGAACAUACAUCUUGCAAAACGAGCACGGCCAGAUCUCGGACACGCAUUCGGUCUCGGCUGGACUGGACUACCCAGGUGUCGGCCCCGAACUGGCCAACUGGAAGGACAGCGAGCGCGCCAAGUACGUCGCUGCUACGGAUGCCGAGGCCUUCCUGGGCUUCAAGCUGAUGAGCCAGCUCGAGGGCAUCAUCCCAGCGCUGGAGUCAGCGCACGGUAUAUUUGGUGCCCUUGAGCUAGCCAAGACGAUGAAGAAAGACGAGGAUGUGGUCAUCUGCCUGAGCGGUAGAGGUGACAAGGAUGUACAAAGCGUUGCUGACGAGCUGCCCAAGCUGGGACCUAAGAUCGGAUGGGACUUGCGGUUUUAG